GCGAGCGUCCUCCCCGCCCCCCUUGCUGCGUUUGUAGCUGCCGUGAAAGGACGAAACAAGCGGUCAGACAACAGCAUUUCUACAGUAAACGCCUGGUUAAAUAUGCUUUAAAAACAGAAACCUACGCGACGCGACUUUGCUACACCACUAAAGCUUUCCACCAGUGUACCUCCUCGACCAGUGAGUAACCACCAUGUUGUCCAGGUUCAAGACAACCAUGUCCCUGAGGCCCUGUGUCUCUCUGUACAGAUGGGCACACACCAAAGAGAAGGGCAAGCCCCUCAUGCUCAACCCUCGCACCAAUAAGGGCAUGGCCUUCUCUCUAUCAGAGCGACAGGUUUUGGGGAUACAUGGUCUGUUGCCUCCCAAAGUGGAGACUCAGGACCUUCAGGCAAUGCGCUUUCAGAAUAAUCUCAAGAAGAUGACUGAUCCCUUACAGAAGUACAUCUAUUUGAUGGGCAUCCAGGAACGGAAUGAGAGGCUUUUCUACAGGGUUUUGAUGGAAGACAUAGAAGAAUUGAUGCCGAUUGUCUACACUCCCACUGUAGGCCUGGCCUGCACACACUAUGGGCACAUCUUUAGAAGACCCAAAGGCUUGUUCAUCUCUAUUCUGGACAAGGGCCACAUUCGGUCCAUCCUGGACAACUGGCCCGAGACUAAUGUUGCAGCAGUAGUAGUAACGGAUGGGGAGCGUAUUUUGGGAUUAGGGGACCUGGGUGUAUACGGAAUGGGCAUCCCUGUUGGGAAACUUUGCCUGUAUACUGCCUGUGCUGGGAUUAGACCUGAGAAGUGUCUGCCUGUGGCAAUCGAUGUUGGCACAAACAACGAGACUCUGCUGAAGGAUCCGCUGUACAUGGGCCUGUACCAGGAGCGAGAUCGCUCUCAGGCUUACGAUGAUCUGAUUGAUGAGUUCAUGGAGGCUGUGGUGGACAAGUACGGGCAGGACACACUCAUCCAAUUUGAGGACUUUGGGAACCACAACGCCUUCCGCUUCCUGAGGAAGUACAGGGAGAAGUACUGCACCUUCAAUGACGAUAUCCAAGGCACUGCUGCUGUAGCCCUGGCUGGUCUGUUGGCAGCUCAGAGAGCCAUCGGCAAACCAAUUACUGAACACCGGGUGCUUUUCCUGGGAGCUGGAGAGGCUGCCCUUGGUAUUGCCAAUCUGAUCGUCAUGGCGAUGAUCGAGAAAGGGAUGACCCAAGCUGAAGCCAGAAAAAAGAUCUGGCUUUAUGAUAAAGAUGGCUUACUAGUAAAGGGCAGAUUGCAGGAAACUGACUCUAACCAGGAGGCAUUUGUUCAUGAUAGUCCAGGGAAUGUACAGACCUUCCUAGAUGCGGUAAACACCAUAAAACCCACAGCUAUCAUUGGUGUGUCAGGGGCUGGCCGUCUGUUCACCAAUGAUGUCAUAAAGUCCAUGGGAACCUUGAAUGAGAGGCCAGUUAUCUUUGCCCUGAGUAAUCCAACCAAUAAAGCAGAGUGCACAGCAGAGGACGCCUACACACUCACUGACGGUAGAUGUCUUUUUGCCAGUGGCAGUCCAUUUGGCCCAGUGACUCUGAAGGAUGGCCGCGUCUACACUCCUGGACAAGGGAACAACGCUUACAUCUUCCCUGGUGUGGCCUUGGCCGUGGUCCUGAGUGGAGUGAGACACAUCAGUGACACUGUGUUCUUGGAGGCUGCCAAGACCCUUGCAGAGCAGCUGACCGAUAAAGAGCUUAAAGAAGGUAGACUCUACCCUCCUCUCUCUAACAUCAGAGAGGUCUCUCUCCAGAUGGCUGUCAAGGUGGUGGAGUUUGUCUAUGCUAACGGGAUGGCAUUUCGCUACCCUGAGCCUAUGGACAAGGAAGCCUUUGUACGUGCAACUGUGUGGGACACAGAGUACGACUCCUUCGAGCCAGAUACCUACGACUGGCCAGGUGUCAACUUCCACCCCAAGAAGUAACUAGAAGUAGCCCGGACACUCCCUGUGCUCUUUGUUUUCCACUUACCUCUUACUCACAGACCGUUUGAGAUGAUCAUAGUUACCUUGGUGCAAACUUCAGCUUACAAAAAUCAAGCAGUUGAAGCCCUUUAUUUCUGCUAAGAAGUGUGAAAUGGUAAAGAGGAAAGUGGAAUUUGAAAGAGGACGUUUAAAGGGAACUGGACACUUUCACAUCCUGGCUCUCAAUCACAUUCAAACCAGCACCUAGAGGGUCACCUGGUGGUGGAGGAAGGCAGAGUGGUUAUCUGGUCAUUGUGUUUCAACUUUCAGAUACAGUUUAAUGAUCUAGAAUAAUACAGUUAAGACAAUACAUUUAAUGUAAUUGUCAUACCUUUUACUGAGCAGAAAACAAAAACUAUUUGAAUGAUUUGUUCUAUUAUAUUGCUUUGAGCAAUUCAACAAACGCGGCACGCUUUCGCUGCUCAUGGAAAACCAAGUGACUAUGAAUUUCUGUGUUUGUUAUCGUCUACAAUCUUUCUUUUUAGUCAUAACUAACCAGGAAAUAAGUUACCCUUUUGUUAGAAACAGCCAUAAAAACAACUCCAUUUUUAAAAAGUAGUCUUACUAAAUUUAAUGUAUUGAUGACCAUUAAUACACUCCUGAAUCUGGAGAGGUUCGCCUUACAGCUGAUCUGACCAUAUUCAGCAACCUAUAAAUUGGGAAACUUGAUGCACUUAAGUAUAUUAUGCAAUUCAGUCAUGAAGCAACUUUACGGAGGAGAGAAAUGGAGGGAAGAUCUUAAAACGGAAUAAGAAGGGAAUUUAAAUUAUAUCUAAACACUGAACAGAACAACAUCCACUCCAGCGUUUCCUUUGUUAGGAUAAAAUUGUAUUUAUUUUUCUGAAUUGUACUUGCAAGUGUAUUUAGAUGUGUUGCUCUUGUGCUGUAUAUUCAUUGGAAUGUUUUUGUGGCAGGAAUUCAUCCCUAGAAAAUCACCGUUUUGAUAACUGAUGUACAAAUAAAACAUGAAUAGUCAAAACAUAAAAAAUGAAAUUGCAGGUUAAACUGAUAAACAAUAUAUUUUAUUGUAUUUUGCGCACACUUUUGUAGAACCUGAGAUGUGAACCUGGACCCUAAUAAUAAUUAUAAAGCUUUCUUUAUUAUA
Pungitius pungitius (ninespine stickleback) is the source of this 3086-nucleotide messenger RNA. RefSeq names its product malic enzyme 2, NAD(+)-dependent, mitochondrial (gene me2). Gene Ontology annotation, molecular function: NAD binding; malate dehydrogenase (decarboxylating) (NADP+) activity. NCBI's taxonomy places the organism in Eukaryota, Metazoa, Chordata, Actinopteri, Perciformes, Gasterosteidae. Bases 194 to 1942 code for a protein of 582 amino acids. The transcript has 15 exons. The record is from RefSeq and is a predicted model, not a curated record. Gene Ontology annotation, biological process: pyruvate metabolic process; malate metabolic process. Gene Ontology annotation, cellular component: mitochondrion.